Molecule: messenger RNA, 314 nt
Organism: Suillus fuscotomentosus
Lineage: Eukaryota; Fungi; Basidiomycota; Agaricomycetes; Boletales; Suillaceae
Exons: 1
Coding region: 44-295 (83 amino acids)
Source: RefSeq, a predicted model, not a curated record
GUUGUGAAAAUUGACAUUAUUGAUCCGAUACAGCCAUUUCAACAUGCCACCCUGGGAAUAUUGGGCCUGCUCAACUCUCCUAUUGAGGAUGCUGAAGCUGUCGCUCGCAUCAUUUCACAUGCUCCCUUGUGUCAAUCAAGUUAUUCACCAUGGAUAUCCGUCGUGGACCGAAGUGAACCGACGGCUUGAUUUGUUUGCGGUUCAUGGCGACUGUUGUAUCACAGAAGCAAAUCAAAAUAUCUUAUUAAAUCCCAGCCAUUAUAUGAUAAUGGGAAUGCCAUUGCGGAAAACGUAGAGCUGGACGUCAAGUAUCC